AUGCGUGAGCCCAAUUUCAGUUUUCCUGCACAAAACAGAGCAACGGUUGUCAUCUCAUCUGCACUCUACGAUCGACGGGCGUUGGACUGCACAGCAACGUUACCACUUGUGAAUUCGCUUACACAUCUUGCAUACAUGACAUCAACGUCACCCCGUAUACGAGAAAUCCUUGCAGCUGAUGGUGGUUUGGAACGACUUGUCAAGAUACUCGCGACUUGUCAGCAUACAGACCGACAUUCGUUAUGGAAGUGGUCUCUUGCGUUUCAGUGUGUAGUCAACGUUGGUGUCAGAGGCACUGAGGCUAUACGUAGUCGUGUGGUGGAAACGGGAGCAGUACAGGUAGUGCUGUCUAUCCUAGAGAACUUUUUACAAGCAUUGGAACAAGCGAGGAAUGAAAGUGAGCAAGAACGCAAUCAUCAGCAGCAGCAACAGCAUCAACAACAGCAGCAAUCUAUUCCACCCUCAUCCAAUGUAUCCUUUACUGCUGCUGCCAAUGCUACUACUACUACACUUCCACCUACGCAAUCAAGAUCUACGCCUAUCAUCACUUCAAGCACGAUCACAUCUCCUUCACCACGGAGUCUUUUCAGCCCAACUGCAUUGAAUAGCAACAACAACAAUGAGGAACCAUCAUCAUCGUUAUCAUCGAUUUCAAUUGAAAGACCAUUUGCAUCUCCACCAAGGCGACGCACUUUUCUCACUCGAAGUCCAAAGCAGAAAUUCAAACCUGCCGAUCCAUCUUUAUCAUCGAUACCAAUGCUCAACAAUCUAUCAUCGGAUGCUGUUUUACAUCGAGAAGAGGAUAUCCUGUUGUCAUUGCAGCUAUUGGCCUAUCUUUCCAAAUACCCCCAUAUUCGAGAAUCAUUUCACAAGAACUAUCGCCGCAAUAUCUUUUCUGUUGUCGAGAGAUUCACCCAUCGAUUGCAUCCUACCAAUGUCACUUAUUGGGCCAGUGUGAUUAUGCGCAACGCUUGUAGAAAGGAUGAAGCACGAGGUGGGAUUCGUCAAUGUGCUUACAUGCAUUGCGGCAAAUGGGAACGAUUUCCUCGUGAAUUUGCAAAAUGUCGUCGAUGUCGCAAAGCAAAGUAUUGUUCCAAACAAUGCCAAUCGAGAGCAUGGCAAGAAGGACAUCGAUGGUGGUGUGUAGAACGACAUCAUGCACCCAACACGACCACUACCACAGCAACGCAAGAUCAACAACAACAACAAACAGCUACAACAGCUGCUACUACUGCUACUGCUACCACGACGACAACAACAGCCACUACUCAUGGUGAUGGUGGUGGUGAUGGCAACAAUACCAAUCUUGCAGUAACCACAGCUACGCCAACUCCGCCUACAGCGACAACUCCCACGACGACAACCCAUACUGUUGCGACUGCAUCACCACCAGCAGACACGGCUCAAGUGAUGCCCUUGGAUACCACUCAACAUGGCACGGCACCGGAUGUCUUGCCCAUUCAGCUUGAUGGCACAAAUCAACAAAACGAUAUGGAUGUUGAACCUCCCAACACUGUUAAUGAUACCACAACCACGACAACAACAACACAUCAUUCAAUUACCACCCAUCAUCAUCAUUCAUCCAAUCCUGAUAACACAAGCAGUAGCAAUGAUCACCAUCAUCAUCAUCAUCAUCACCAUCCAUCGUCAUCGUCUUCUUCUUUGUUGACGGAUCCAUCCCGAAGACGUCGCAAUUCCCGUAUCACCCACAGUGUUCCUUCAGGUUCAUCUACAGAAGCAGAGGCUGAUGCUGCCGAUAGCAGUGGUGGUGGUGGUGGAUCUGAACCUUUACGUGAUCUCAUGGAUAUCGAUUAA
Lichtheimia ornata is the source of this 1815-nucleotide messenger RNA. RefSeq lists its product as uncharacterized. Gene Ontology annotation, cellular component: MUB1-RAD6-UBR2 ubiquitin ligase complex. Gene Ontology annotation, biological process: establishment or maintenance of cell polarity; ubiquitin-dependent protein catabolic process. The transcript is spliced from 2 exons. The record is from RefSeq and is a predicted model, not a curated record. The coding region runs from base 1 to 1815 and encodes 604 amino acids. NCBI's taxonomy places the organism in Eukaryota, Fungi, Mucoromycota, Mucoromycetes, Mucorales, Lichtheimiaceae.